This is a messenger RNA of Hypoxylon fragiforme, 904 nucleotides long. RefSeq lists its product as uncharacterized. NCBI's taxonomy places the organism in Eukaryota, Fungi, Ascomycota, Sordariomycetes, Xylariales, Hypoxylaceae. The coding region runs from base 111 to 599 and encodes 162 amino acids. The record is from RefSeq and is a predicted model, not a curated record. The transcript is spliced from 3 exons.
CAUACCUAACCUAGUACCUACCCUACCUAACGUACUAUGCCAUAGGACGGUGGACUAGGACCUGGUACUACAAGCUGGUAGGGCCUCAUACGGCCAAUUCCCUUUGCAAAAUGUUCAUUCACGAUCCUCCUCAUUCAUAUUCUUAUCACGCAGGAAGACAAAGGAUUGGAAGAAAAGUACAGAUAUGUAAGUUACGGCACAGAACUUAUGUACAAGGCGCAGCAUUGCAUUCAAUGCCAAUGCUCAUUGGCUUCAUUGGCUUCAUUGCGUUACAUUCUUUCCUCUUUCCUCUUUUCAUCGUGAUCUCUAACCUUAGCAGAGACUGCAGAGACUGCAGAGCCCUUCCCCACGUAUUACGUAGAAAAGUUGUUUGGAAUCCCACCUUUUCAUGCAAUCCACCACAUGGAAUGGAUCAAUGGAUCCAUCAGCUGCUACCAUCCAUACCUGUGUACAUACACACAUACAUACAUACAUGUAGGUACCAUAAUUACCUGGCGUACCAUCAAUACAUACAUAUAUACUCAUCAAUGCCGACUACGUCUCUUACGUCAUGGGGGGGAAACAAGUAUAUAUAUACUGUAGUCGAGCUGAUGGUUUAAAAUUUGCUGGCAAGACCAUGGAAUAUGGGAUAUGGGAAAUAGGAAUUUGUAUUGAUGCCCAGAUAUGGAGAAUCCCACUUCACAGUACAAAUUGUAGCUAUACCAAGGUGGAUGGGUCAGCCUCCGCGUAACCGGGCAUUUUAAGGAUCAUCAACAGUUCUAGGUGAGCGCAUACCAUAACCUUGAGCUAGGGCGGUGACCCUAUUACCUAUCAUGUACCUCUGUUUGUUGUAAUAAGAAUCAAAGCGGCGGCGGGCAGCUUACACAAGGUUUGUUGCCCGUUGGCAACGUCAGUAGGUGCCAAC